Molecule: messenger RNA, 804 nt
Organism: Lottia gigantea (owl limpet)
Lineage: Eukaryota; Metazoa; Mollusca; Gastropoda; Lottiidae
Exons: 6
Coding region: 1-804 (267 amino acids)
Source: RefSeq, a predicted model, not a curated record
AUGUAUCCUUAUUAUGUAUUUCAGACCGGAAGAUGUGUUCCUCUUCUAAUACCACCUGAAGUUAAGAGAGCAAUGGAGUUUCUUUCAAAUAGUACUGUACGUGAGAAAGGGGGUAUUAAGAAAACUAACACAUUCAUGUUUGCUAACACAGGAGAUGCAGUUGUUCGAGCUGGAGAUUCUUUAAAUGAGAUCAAAGGACGUUUGAAAUUAAAGCAACCAAGUAGGAUUUUAGCAACAAAUUUGAGAAAACAUACGGCAACAAUAUCUCAGGUUGUCAGCUUAGAUGAACAACAAAUGAAAAAUGUCUGUAACCACCUCGGUCAUAGUCAAAGAGUUCAUGAUGAAUACUAUAGACAAACGUCUGGAUUAAUAGAGCGCAUUGAUAUUGCAAAAUUGAUGCUUAUGCAAGAGCAUAACUUGGUAGGAAAAUACGCCAAUAAAAAACUUUCUGAAAUACAAUUUGAUGAUAUACUCGAAGACAUUGAUAUUUCGAAUCCUGAUAAUGGUAACCCUGAAAAAAAUCAUGAUAUUGUUCAAGAAGAAGCUACGGAAGAAUUUGUAGAUUUGCUUGAUGAACAGAGACGCAUGAAAAGAAAAGUUAAAAGAGUUCGUUGGGAUAACGACGAAAUAGCAGAAAUAAAAAGAUAUUUUGAUAAGUAUUUUAAUGGCAGAUCUGGAAAAACAUGUCCCUCCCAAGAUGAGUGCAAAUCAGCUGUAAAAAAGUCUGAAAAGAAUAAUGGAGAAAUAUGGAAAAGGGGUUGGGAAAACAUUAAAAAAAAAGUAAAUAACAUGUUAAAAAAGUAA